Molecule: messenger RNA, 4355 nt
Organism: Syngnathus acus (greater pipefish)
Lineage: Eukaryota; Metazoa; Chordata; Actinopteri; Syngnathiformes; Syngnathidae
Product: exostosin-1
Exons: 16
Coding region: 1785-4130 (781 amino acids)
Cellular component (GO): membrane
Molecular function (GO): glycosyltransferase activity
Source: RefSeq, a predicted model, not a curated record
AGUUUUUUUUUUGUUGAUGCUGUAAUCAUGGCGAUGGAAGCAUCCAAGCGGGUGUCGUUGUGGUCGGUGAAGGAUGUGCUGGACUGGAUUGAAAAGUGCUAUCCCAGCUUAGUGGGCGUGCUCCAGAAGGCCGUGAUGAAACAUGCCAUCUCAGGUCGCGCACUGCUGAGGCUGCGGGAACACCACCUGCAACUCCUGGGAGUGGAAUCGGAGGAGCAACAGCAGGAGAUGUUGCAGGAUCUUCUUCUCCUCAGAGUGCAGGAGGAGCUGGGAGAACUGGACGACAUCUGCUCAGAAUGUUUCCCGGCAUAACAGGCGUUCAUUUUUAAUUCUGCUUCCGACUCAUUCUAUCCAUCAUCCAUCCAUCCACCGACUGACGAGGUGGGGGUGAUCUUAGAAGACGAAUCGAUGACGAGGGGGAAAAGUCAUUUCCUGUACGAAACGUGACAACAAUCUGCCAUAACUUCCAAAUCUUCACAUGAAAAAUGUACAGAGAUUGAGAUGACAUCUACCGCAACAUUAGCAAGAAGCUGCAGAGAUUUUUGGCAAGUACUGGCUAUAUCUUCUUAUAUUGUUUAAAAUAAGUUGAAGGUAUUUUUAGGACCACCCAAAGUGAAUUUGUCUCGUUGUCGAUGCUAAAUGGAUUGUGUACCUAAUGUAGUGGCACAACACAGACACUGAUGAAGCCUUGAAAAAAGUUGCCACAAGAGGGCGACAUUUAACUGACAAAGUCUAUUUAACUCACAUUUUAAGCGUAAACUGGGAGCAGUCCAAAGUUCAAUCAGAGCUUAAUGGAUGACCCCAUAAAGGUAAUGAAAAAUUCUUUCAGGAAAAUUAUCUAGCAAAACGUCACCUGCAGCAAAUUUUAGAAAAUGUCUCAUUCUUGACAAAUUGUUUCAUUAUUAACAUUAAGAUUGCUACUUUGAUCAUCAGAGAAGUUAAGCCACGCUAACCUACCCAUAAAUUCACACAUUUCAUAACGGACUUUGCUGCGCAGGGCCGUGGUGUAUUUAUAUAUAUAUAUAUAAAUUAAAAAAAAAAAAAAAGUUCCUCACUGAACGGUGCAAAUUCACGAGCAUCGCACCUCCUUGCUCACGUGCUUGGGGGUGGGUGGUUGUUCUUGGUUGCUGCUCUGAUCCAAAAGAAGACUCGCAUUCAGGCGGGCAUGUGCGCGCGCGUCUCCAUUCCUCGAGGCAAUCCGCUCCGCCUGUCAAUCAAGGCAGGACCGUGAAGUGGAUGCGGUAACUGGAUUCUCCGGAUUCCGACGAGGAUGAGGACUCUGUUCCCCCUAAAAGUGACAAAUUAGAAUUUUGUUUGCUCUGGGAUGGAAGCGUGUGGACGGAUGCGGGAUGAGGAGGCGGUGACGGUGCCGGCGGCGCGGACGCGCGUCCCGUUUUGUUUCGUCUUCCACGGAUGAGAAAGAAGCAAAAAGUUUGCCAGCCGGAUGGAGGAGCGACGGCGUGUCGUCGUCGUCGUGGUGGUGGCGACGGCGUCGGCGUGCGUGUGUGAACUUGCGCGUGCACGUUAAUUGCUGCUUCGUUAGCUGCGCGCGUGCGUGCACGGCAGCGGAGGAAUGCACGCGCCGGCUGCGGGGUCGACAGCAGCAGCAUCCAACCUUGCCGGGACUACAGGUGUUCCCUAGUACAGUGACUCCACAUCCCAGAAUGCCAAGGUGUGGCUAAGGCGACAUCCUAGUGAGUCCACCUGACCUGCCCGACUCCUCUGUCCCCUUUCCAUCCUCCUCCUCCUGAUCCCACCCUCCACCCCACCGCCUCACAGCACACAUGCAGGCCAAGAAGCGGUACCUGCUCGUGUCUGUGGGGGUCGCUCUUCUCUUCCUGGUCUACCUGUGGGCUCUGCAAAUCGGCGACUUUGAGCAGCAAGAGCAGCGGCACCACCACCGCCGCCACCAAUUGCCCCAGUACCCCGACUACUACCAGCACCAGUCGUACAGCCUGAGCCAGGAAGCGGACCGGGCCCGGCCCAGAGCGCCACUGCCUCGUAGGGGCCUGUCCAAACAGCCAGCACGCUGGACCGAGUUGAACCAGUUGCUGGCGCCCUACCUUGAGGGAGGAGAGCAGGAGGAGGACGGUCCCCAGGUGCACCACCAGCACAGCUCGCCAAGAGAGCGGCGCUCGGUGCGUGACAACCUCUACAAGAACAAACGCUGCCGCAUGGAAACCUGCUUCGACUUUGCCCGCUGUCAGCCGCACUUUGGCGUCUACAUUUACCCGCCGCAAAGAGGCGAUGAGAUUUCCCCCACCUACCGUAAGAUCCUCUCCUCCAUCCAGGAGUCUCGCUUCCACACGGAGGACCCCGUGAAGGCCUGCCUGUUCGUCCUGGCUGUGGACACCCUGGACAGGGACCGUCUGUCGCCCCAGUUUGUCCAAAACGCCAGGACGCGGAUUCAGAGUUUGCCCACGUGGAACGACGGCAGGAACCACUUGAUUUUUAACCUCUACUCCGGCACCUGGCCGGACUACACGGAGGAUCUGGGCUUUGAGGUGGGCCAGGCCAUGUUGGCCAAGGCCAGCGCCAACGUGGCCAACUUUCGACCCAACUUUGAUAUCUCCAUCCCCUUGUUCUCGAAAGACCACCCACUUAAAGCAGGGGGCACGGGCGGCGCUGACGGCGCCUCGGCCCGAGACUCGCCGACCUCGUCCUCCAGGCGCUACCUGCUGGUCUUCAAAGGCAAGCGCUAUCUAACAGGGAUCGGAUCGGAGACCAGAAACGCUUUGUAUCACAUCCACAACGGCGACGACAUUGUCCUGCUGACCACCUGCAAGCACGGCAAGGACUGGGAGAAGCACAAAGACUCCCGCUGCGACCACGACAACCAAGAAUACGCAAAGUUCGACUACCAGGAGCUGCUCCACAACUCCACCUUCUGCCUGGUACCGCGGGGUCGACGCCUCGGUUCCUUUCGCUUCUUGGAGGCGCUGCAGGCGGCAUGCAUCCCCGUCAUUCUGAGCAACGGCUGGGAGCUCCCCUUCUCCGAGGUCAUCGACUGGAGGAAGGCGGCCGUGCUCGGCGACGAGAGGCUCCUGCUGCAGGUUCCGUCCAUGACUCGCUCCGUAGGCCGUGACAGGAUCCUGGUUCUCCGCCAGCAGAGUCAGUUCCUGUGGGACGCCUACUUCUCGUCUGUAGCCAAGAUCGUCCUCACCGCUCUGGAGAUCAUCCGAGACCGCGUGGACUCUGUCGUGUCCCGCAACCGUCUGAUGUGGAACUCCCUGCCCGGUGGUCUCUAUGCACUCCCCCAGUACUCCACCGACCCCGCACGCUUCCCCUUUUAUUACUCUUUGCUGGGUAAAAGCCCCCCGCCACAGUUCACCGGCGUGAUCCACACAGUGAGUCCGCUGCAGUCGCACCCGUCUCCCGUAGUCAAGCUCAUCAUCGCUGUGGCCAAGUCCAAAUUCUGUGCACAGAUUGUUGUUCUAUGGAACAGCGACAACCCUUUACCUCCCAGGGACAAGUGGCCCUCCACCAGCGUGCCUCUCGCCGUCAUCCAAGGACAGAGCAAGACGAUGAGUAGUCGUUUUUACCCGCACGACGUUAUCGUCACCGACGCCAUCCUCAGUCUGGACGAAGACUCGGUUCUCUCCACCAAUGAGGUGGAUUUCGCCUUCAUCGUGUGGCAAAGUUUUCCGGAGCGUAUCGUGGGUUAUCCCGCUCGGAGCCACUACUGGGACGGAUCGCGCUCCUGUUGGGGCUACACGUCCAAAUGGACCAACGACUACUCCAUGGUGCUCACCGGGGCUGCCUUCUACCACAGGUACUACCACUAUCUGUUCAGCAGCUACGUGCCCAGCAGCCUGCUAAGUAUGGUGGACCACAUGGCCAACUGCGAAGACAUCCUGAUGAACUUCCUGGUUUCGGCCGUCACCAAGCAAGCGCCCGUCAAGGUCACGCAGAAGAAGCAGUACAAGGAGACCAUGAUGAGCCAGGGCUCCAAGUCGUCCCGGUGGGCCGACCCGGACCACUUUGCCGAGCGUCAGACGUGCGUGAACACCUUCAGUCGCUGGCUGGGCUUCAUGCCUCUGCUGCACUCGCAGAUGAGGCUGGACCCGUUACUCUUCCGGGACCAGGUGUCCAUGCUGCGCAAGAAGUACCGUGACAUCGAGAGGCUGUGAACCUCGUGGACGCUAGGCCAAGGCAGGAGGUACGCUCGCGCCGGCCGGCCGGACGGCAAAACGGACCGCAUGAACGCAAGCUUUCCUCUCCCCGUAAUCCAAAAAGAGCAAAGGAAGCGCAAUCGUAUGAACUCUGGCGCCGUCGAUGCGAUGGACAAUGUUGCUCUUGUAGAUUUACGCCGGCGGUUCGUGUCUGUAUGAAGCAAAUAAAAUCGAUGUAUGCUA